Molecule: messenger RNA, 2294 nt
Organism: Lingula anatina
Lineage: Eukaryota; Metazoa; Brachiopoda; Lingulata; Lingulida; Lingulidae
Source: RefSeq, a predicted model, not a curated record
CUGGCUUAAGCUGACUUUAUAUAAGGAUGCAACCAUCCACGCAAAGUUCUUAAUAAAGGUAACUGCCACGGCCAACACAAUGAUUUCGUGUACAAUAUUACUGCUGCUGUCGGUCCAGGCGAUAGCUCAGUCAGACUUAUGGUGGUGUCAGGUGUAUCCACAGUGGUGUCAAGGAGCAGCAACAACAACAACAACAACAACAACAACAACAGCAGCACCGACCACAACAAGGGGCCAGCUUUCAUGGUGCGAGAUGUACCCCUGGUGGUGCCAAACAACCGUAGCCUCCACUGUUCCAUCUUGGUGUCAGCGCUAUCCCUGGUUAUGCCAAACAACAACUGAAACACCAACUACAACAACCGCACCAAGCUCAACUUGUGAAGGUUGCAUCUGUGGGUAUCUUCUGGAGCACUGGCGAUAUAGAACUUGGAACAUGCAGGCAUGUGGGUCUGGCUACCCACCAGCUGUACAGGGAGCCAGUCUCCCGUGUCCUGGAUGUGCAUGUCGCCAGUGCAAAUGUAACCUGGUAAAACAGCAGUUUGGUCAAGAGCAAUGUCCUCGCAUAGGCAGACGCAAGCGUCAGUCUACCUGGGGCAAUAAUAUCUGCACGCUGAUGCCAUGGAUCCAAGGUUGCACUCAGACGACAACAACACUACCGCCACCUUCAGAUUGCAGAAAUUGCGACUGUGAUUUUCUCCUGGGGGAAUGGCGAAGUCGAUGUGGACAAUCCACUCCACCACAAGGAUAUAUGAGCACGAACCAGUGUCAAGGAUGUUCCUGUCAAGAGUGUAUUUGCAGGUUUAUAAGGAACACAUACAACUCUGUAUGCUUGCGUUUGACAACGGAACCGCUUCCAGUGACAGCCCCCUUCAGUGCCACGCCCACAGUAAUUGACAACAAUUCUACCUCACCAACAACAGUGUCAACAACACAACCCUCGACAACUGCACCAACAACGAAACCAACAAGAGAAUCCAUGUCAACAGUAACAUCAACUGAAACUGCAGCAACAGAACUAACAACAGAAACCAAGACAACUACAGCAAUAACAUUACCUACAACAGAAACGAAGACAACUACAGCAACAACAAUACCAACAACAGAAACCACCACAACCGUACCUACAACGGUUACUGCUCCUAUUUCAGUGUCAGUCACGCCGCCGACGACUCCACCGCCGACAACACCGCCACCGACAACUCCGCCGCCAACAACACCGCCACCGACGACUCCACCGCCAACAACACCGCCACCGACAACUCCACCGCCAACAACUCCGCCGCCGACAACUCCACCUCCGACAACUCCACCGCCGACAACACCGCCACCGACCACUCCGCCGCCGACUACUCCGCCGCCGACUACUCCACCGCCGACAACUCCACCGCCAACAACUCCACCGCCAACAACUCCGCCACCGACAACUCCACCGCCGACAACACCGCCACCGACCACUCCGCCACCGACAACUACAGCCCCGCCGUGCCCCUGCAGGAGCCCGUUCACGUUCACUGACCAUGCGUGCAAUACCCAGGCCGAGUGUGGCGGCCCGUGCAGCUACUACGUGGGGAUGCCCUUUGCCAGCACUGGGGCCGCGGGAAUGUGCCAGUCUUUUGGGGGACAUUUGGUGAAAUUUACGACGGCAGCUUGUUGGAGUGCGUUGGAGACUUACCUUGCUGGACAAUUGGGUGCUCAAGACGUCACGAUGUUCACCUGUGGCAAAGUGACCAGUUUUAACGACCCCACCCUAGUCAUCAACUGGUGGUGUCCUGGUGUUUGUGGCGGCACCGCGUCCACCGUGAGUAUCGACGACUUUGCACGAGCCACGCCCUUCGUACCGCCGACAGCUGGAGACUGCAUCGCCGUCCGUUAUACCCAGAACAACAUCCAUCUGCAGUUUGUCGACUGUGCCUCCAACCACCACUUUAUCUGUCAAGACACUUGUCCUUGAGGAUCGCCAUAGAGGAUCGCUUUAGUCUAACCUGUCCAUGUUAUAAAAGCCAAAUAAUAAGCUUUUGUCUGUUAUAUAGAUAAUUCCAUGAAAUCUUAACGAUUUUCAAACAGUAUAUUUAAUCUUGUGAUAAUUUGUGUUCAUCAGAAUAGCUUGUGCACAAGACAUUCCAAAAAAUAAAAAAAAAUCGUUUCUCUUUCCAUUUCGUUUCUAUAUGUUUAUUUAUUUGCUUUUAAGAUACAAGAAUGACAUAUAUAUAACUUAAUAGUCGGACAUUUAUUCCUUGAAACGCACGGUAGAUCAUUUGCAAGGAAGGUGCGGUUUUAUAAUAAUAAUAGUAAAU